AUGCACACUUCCGACUUUUCAGUGAUAGUUUUUACUCGAGGAUUUUGACACUGAGUUUACCUUAAAUUAAUAUUAUCUUAAUAAUAUAAUUUGAAAAAAUUGUUAGUCAAAGAUGUUUCGUACGUUCGUAUUUUUAUGUUUCGUUGUCAUAAUUAAGAAUUCCAGACAGCAAUGUUCACCGUCUUUGCCGACUUCUAUGAAAGGAAUAGGCGGCGAUGCUCCUCAACAGGCCGACGGAGUAUGGUACGUCUACAGGAAAAUGGGAGGAAAUUACUCCAGUGCAGCACAGAUAAAGAUAACCAGUGUCGCGCCGUAUUAUGACCCGGUUACCAGCGAGCCGCAACAACUGCAGUGGUGGGAAAUAUUCUCCGAUACAGCAGACUCAUACUGUCCACACCAGUUCUGGACGGGUUCCUAUUCAACUUCCGGAACACAGAUUGGUUCACUGGGCGGAUCAGAUGAUAAAUAUAUAAUGCGUCCACUGGAUUAUGUGGUUCUGUAUCACGACUACCAGAAUCUGUUGGUAAGUUACGGCUGCGGGAAGUCGCUAGCCGACGGUGUCCAUUGCGCCACGCCCACUAUCAUCGCCCAAACUCGAAAGCGACCAGAUCAAUUGUCGGCGUCCGAAAUGGACAAUUUCGACAACCUGAUCAAUUCCGCCUUUUCCUCAUAUUGUGUCACGGUGCAGAAUAUUCCGAAGGAAACAUACGGACCAAAGGGCACCUGCGCUGCUAUCGACCCUCCGUUCUGUAUUGCUCAGGAUAUCCAAGGAUUCAAGAAUACCAUCGUAAACACCUCAAGUUCAACAACCACGACCACUGUUGCACCAAGCUAUGGUGGCUAUGGCGCUGUGCCUUCGGUGUGUAAAUGGCCCAAUUCAAUGCCCUCUCAAGGAAAAAUUGAUGUCUCGCUGAUCACCGGAAAAUUCUAUCUCUAUCGAAGAUUGUUUUUACCGGAAGCAAUGCCAGUGAACCAGUAUGCUGUUUGGACCGACAUGGGACCAUCUGCCACGCCUCUGAUCAAUGCCCCCGGUCGUACUAAAUGGUGCGAGUAUGUCAACUAUGCCGAUGCUGGCUCGUCACAGUGCGUCAAUGGCGUCUAUGUCGGACCAAUCCAAGACAACGGUCUCCAAAUCGGCUUGAUCCUUCCGACUACGACGUCAGGCGCUAUACAGCCAUUCUCCACCAUGUUCCUGUAUGUGGACGCUUCUCAGCAAAUCUUCUACGGGUGCGGUGCUCAGAAUUUACAAACCGGUAUUUGCGAUUCACCGGUUUUGGUUCACCUGAUUUCGAAAGAUCCACUGCAGCUAACGCAGGCGGAAAAAGAUGCAUUCGACGCCCAGGAGAAUGUUUACCUGAGCAAGUACGGGUGUAGUGCCGCCAAAGAUGUGCCGCUGACAACACAAACAGCCGGUCUAGCAGUGUGUCCCCAAGUCCCAACAACGGAGUGUAUGCAGAACCACAUAACAGGAUACCAGCAAAUUUUAGCGGGAUUGCAAAGCUAUUAAGCUAAUUAUCGUACCUGGAGCUUUGAAAAUAUGUAUUUUUUUUAUUUUGUAGCUGUUGUCCCUCAGAACUGUUAUAGAUACCGAAGCACUGGGACCCAGUGCCUCUAAAUCAGACGAUGACAACGAAAACCACUCAGCCCC
Messenger RNA from Paramacrobiotus metropolitanus, 1648 nucleotides. RefSeq lists its product as uncharacterized. Bases 113 to 1507 code for a protein of 464 amino acids. The record is from RefSeq and is a predicted model, not a curated record. NCBI's taxonomy places the organism in Eukaryota, Metazoa, Tardigrada, Eutardigrada, Parachela, Macrobiotidae. The transcript has 7 exons.